AUGAUCAUCUAUCUGCUGUUUGCCUUAAUGGUGGUGGGUGAGGCCCAGUCCGACAUACCACUCGAUACAAAAAUGGACGAAAUAACUGAUGAAGCCAAUGAUCUCAUCCGGAACUUUACCGUCUCCCACAACAAAUACACACCUAAGAUUCGAACGCGUCUUGUGAGACUGGUUCUACGAAUGAUUCCUGUUGAAAAAGAGAUAAAGCAAAACAACCCAGAGCUACAAGAGGAAUUCAAUGGUACCGUUCUCCUAUUGGAGAAGAACAUGCGCAUCAGUUACCCUAAGAUUAGAGAGCGCAUCUCGGACCUCCUCGGCCGUUUUCUCACUCCAGCUCUGGCUCCGUUCGCACUGUUCAACGCGCCCUCGCAGGAUCAGCUUCAGCGAGCACUCCUAAAAUACGACAGAUCAGCUACAUUCACAAAUGAUGUCAACUACCGACCGAUAACUAGAGAUUCUGCAUCCGACCGCCAAUACUUUUUGACGUAUCCUAGUCGCUCUACAAACUAUCGUUCCGAAUACAUACCCGAUACUCAAUAUAAUUCUUACCGACCACUUCAAACCCGAUACUCCUACUUCCCCUACAAUCAAUAUCCAGAAGAAUACGACUCGAGUGGGUCAGAGCGAUAUUAUUGGCCUGGAUAUCGACAACGGUCAACUUAUCAGGAGUAUCAAAAUGUACCGCCCACAACGCAAUGGUAUUGGUCACAAACACCACAAGCACAACUCCAACCUCAACGCCAACAAUACUAUUGGGUAUAUCCAGAUGGAAGGGUGUAUGGGCAGUAUUCAAGUUUUCGAAAUUGA
Haemonchus placei is the source of this 807-nucleotide messenger RNA. The record is from the annotation of a GenBank genome assembly. NCBI's taxonomy places the organism in Eukaryota, Metazoa, Nematoda, Chromadorea, Rhabditida, Trichostrongylidae.